Molecule: messenger RNA, 957 nt
Organism: Symbiodinium sp. CCMP2592
Lineage: Eukaryota; Dinophyceae; Suessiales; Symbiodiniaceae
Source: the annotation of a GenBank genome assembly
AUGCUGCAGGCUGCGAAAAGAAUCUCAUCGUCCCUGUACCGGGGAUCCACUGCAAUCCGGAUUCAGGACGCUUGGGGGCCUGUCUACAAUGACAUUCGCAACAUCGCGAGGGUCCGCAUCAACCGUUACACGGGCGUCAAAGCUGUCAAGAUGAGUCCACCGAAGACCGAGUGGCAGGCGGCUGCCGAGAGGGAGUUUCUGGUAAUGCGUUCGAAGUUCCCAAAGGAUGAGCUCCUCUGGUACCUGACCCCUGACGAUGUUCGGCAUCUAUCUCCAGAGAUGCGAAGAUGCCUGACCUUGCGAUGUGCAAGCAACAAAGAUGUGUCCAAAUGGCGAAGCCAUCAGCUCAUUCGCAAGUUUCAGCGCCGUCCAUUCGACACCAACAGCCGGGCUGUUCGAAUCGCGUGUCUCACGGAGAAGAUCUUGCGCCUGCGAACGCAUCUGCUGAGAACAGACAUGGGUGGCCGCCAUCAGGAAGCCAAAGAAUCUAUGAGGAAAUGCCUGACUCGGCGAAAUCGAGCCAUGAAGGUUCUCUACAAGACGGAUUACCAACUGUACAGCCACACGUGCAAAGAGCUGGGAAUCAGAUGCAUCCGCUAUGCGAUUCCCAUGAGAUCAGAUCCACAGACAAUGAUCAAUGCACAAGCUGUCGACGGUGAUCACGCGAAAUGGCUCAUUCGACAGCGGAUCUACAAAGCCAAGUUCCGACCUCGAGAACUGCGUGAACCCGGCUCUCAGCGAAGAAUUAGGUGGUCCCGUCACCCGUUGGAGCCUGUGCCGGCAAGCCACGGCAGGCCAAAAGCCACGCCGCAACAAAUCUCAACGGCCUGGCCAUAUGGAGUUCGACAAGACCGUGUGGAUGGAAAGCAGGUUGUGUACAAUCCAACAGCAGCGGGCCGUGGUUUCCAGCCAGCCAAGCUCAAAAUCGUGGGAGGCCGAACUCAGGAGCCUGAGUAA